Messenger RNA from Lutra lutra (Eurasian river otter), 1564 nucleotides. Its product is annotated as histone deacetylase 1-like. The record is from RefSeq and is a predicted model, not a curated record. Gene Ontology annotation, molecular function: histone deacetylase activity. NCBI's taxonomy places the organism in Eukaryota, Metazoa, Chordata, Mammalia, Carnivora, Mustelidae.
AUGGCGCAGACUCAGCGCACCAGGAGGAAAGUCUGUUACUACUACGACGGAGAUGUUGGAAACUACUAUUACGGACAAGGCCAUCCAAUGAAGCCUCAUCGAAUCCGUAUGACUCACAAUUUGCUACUUAACUAUGGUCUCUACCGAAAAAUGGAAAUCUAUCGCCCUCACAAAGCCAAUGCUGAGGAGAUGACCAAGUACCACAGUGACGACUACAUUAAAUUCUUGCGCUCCAUCCGCCCAGAUAACAUGUCCGAGUACAGCAAGCAGAUGCAGAGAUUCAACGUCGGUGAGGACUGUCCGGUAUUUGAUGGCCUGUUUGAGUUCUGUCAGUUAUCUACUGGUGGCUCUGUGGCGAGUGCUGUGAAACUUAAUAAGCAACAGACGGACAUCGCUGUGAAUUGGGCCGGAGGCCUGCACCAUGCAAAGAAGUCUGAGGCAUCUGGCUUCUGUUACGUCAAUGAUAUCGUCUUGGCCAUCCUGGAACUGCUGAAGUAUCACCAGAGGGUGCUGUAUAUUGACAUUGAUAUUCACCACGGCGAUGGCGUGGAAGAGGCCUUCUAUACCACAGACCGGGUCAUGACUGUGUCCUUUCAUAAAUACGGAGAGUACUUCCCAGGAACUGGGGACCUACGGGAUAUUGGGGCUGGCAAAGGCAAGUAUUAUGCUGUUAACUACCCUCUCCGAGAUGGGAUUGAUGAUGAGUCCUAUGAGGCCAUUUUCAAGCCGGUCAUAUCUAAAGUGAUGGAGAUGUUCCAGCCCAGUGCGGUUGUCUUACAGUGUGGUUCCGACUCCCUGUCUGGGGAUCGGUUAGGUUGCUUCAAUCUGACCAUCAAAGGGCACGCCAAGUAUGUGGAGUUUGUGAAGAGCUUCAACCUGCCUAUGCUGAUGCUGGGAGGAGGCGGCUACACCAUCCGUAACGUGGCCCGCUGCUGGACGUAUGAAACAGCAGUGGCCUUGGACACAGAGAUCCCGAAUGAGCUUCCAUACAACGACUACUUCGAAUACUUUAGACCAGAUUUCAAACUUCACAUCAGUCCUUCCAAUAUGACCAACCAGAAUACCAAUGAAUACCUGGAGAAGAUCAAACAGCGACUGUUUGAGAACCUGAGAAUGCUGUCCCAUGCACCGGGGGUCCAAAUGCAGGUCAUUCCUGAGGACAUCAUUCCUGAGGAGAGUGGUGACGAGGAUGAAGAAGAUCCUGACAAGCGCAUCUCGAUCUGUUCUUCUGACAAACGAAUUGCCUGCGAGAAAGAGUUCUCGGACUCUGAUGAGGAGGGGGAAGGCGGUCGCAAGAACUCUUCCAACUUCAAAAAAGCCAAGAGAGUCAAAACUGAGGAUGAAAAAGAGAAAGACCCAGAAGAGAAGAAAGAAGUCAUAGAAGAGGAGAAAACCAAGGAGGAGAAGCAAGAAGCCAAAGGGGUCAAGGAGGAGGUCAAGUUGGCCUGAGCAGACCUCUCCAGUUCUGGCUUCCUGCCAAGUUCCCCACCUUCCUCCCACAAGCCCUCAGAUUUUAUAUUUUCUAUUUCUCUGUGUAUUUAUAUAAAUAUAUAUUAAAUAUAAA